CUCGGAGACUCGUCGAGAACGCGUCGCGAAAAGGUACGGUCACGUGAGAUCGCUUCGCAGGCGGACAGCUGCGGCCAGGCGCCGCCUGCCGCCUGCCGUCCUUCACACAGGUUGUGGACGUAAGGCGUGCGCAUCUCUUUGUCCCCGUCUUUCAAGGCAGUCGUCGCUGCGCGUCGCCCAAAUGGCGGACCAUAGGCAGGUCCGACCGUCAACGGACGAAGAGUCCGCACCCCUCUUGCAGAGCGUCGACCACCCAGAUGGCGAACAGCAGCGACCGCGACCUCGGUCUUCCUUCGCCUCUCUUGUGCAGGAACCGCUCACACCGCUCACGAAAGUGCUGCUGGUCGUCGCGCUGGUCUUCCUGUUGCUCAGUUCAGUCUUCAUUGGCCUAUUCGCGGGGGCGCAGCACAAGCUGAACGCCGGAGGCGCAGGGGGCGGAGGAGGAGGAGACUCGAGCAAGGAGCCAGCAGUUACAGUCACAUCUAUUCUGACUGAAACGGCGACGCACACCGCUACGUCCACUGCUACGUCCACUGCUACGUCUACGGCUACAUCAGUGGCCACGUCUACUGCGACUUCCACCGCAAUAUCAACAACGACAGCUACUGCGACAUCCACAAGCGUAUCCACAGCUUUUUCCACAGCCACGUCGACUGUUGUGUCGACGAGCACAGUGACGAUGCCAGGUCCCGAGCCUACAAGUCCUCCUGAAGAGGCUGAAUGUCUGACUGCACAAUGCAUCAUGUUGUCCUCAUCUAUCCUGGCGUCUCUUGACACGACGCAGGAUCCGUGCGAGAAUUUCUACGAUUUUGCCAAUGGCGGCUGGCUGAAGACGCACCCUAUACCUUCUGACAAGGGCUCAUUCGGUAACUUCGAGGCCCUCGCCCAACAGAACAGGCAGGUGCUUCAGCGAAUCCUUGCAUCUGACCCGUCGUAUGCUCCGUCAAGCAUGAGUUCUCCGUAUGACGAACAAAUUCUGAAGAAGAUUCGUGGUCUCUACUCGUCGUGCAUGGAUGAGGAUAGGUUGAGUGAGCUGGGCGCGGAACCCCUGGCAUCGGUCACGCGCCGGAUCAGGAAGCUGUUCCAUGGCAAAACCUCACAGAAUGAGGAAGAUGAGCAGAAAGAAGACUUGACGGCUGCGAUUGCAUUUAUGCAUACCCGCGGUAUUGCUGGAUUAUUUGCGGUGGAUAUUGAGGGCGACGUCGGCAAAGAUCCCAAUUACAUGACUGUUUGGUUCAGUCAAACAGACCUCGGCCUUCCAUCCAAGGAGUACUACGACGAAGAAUCGAUCGUUGAGCUUUAUCAGACCGUUCUGGAGCGCCUCCUCCUCAAUCUUGAUGAAGAAGAGCAGUACUCUGAGGAAACAGCUGAUGAGCCGACACCGUCGACUGCUUUGCUCGUUCAUGAGGAACGCCUACGGGUCUGGCCACCGUGGCCAUGGCCGCCAUGGGGCGGUGAUGAUGACGACGACGGAGGUGACGAUGAUGACCACGGCGGUGACGAGGAUCCGGAGCCUAUGACACCAGAGAAGGCGCAUGAAUUGGCUGGCAAGAUCAUUGACUUCGAGAAGGCGAUUGCGAAUGCAAGCUUAGAUCUCGACAUUUUGUAUCAGGAUCCUAUCGCUACAUAUAAUCCAGUGUCGCUGGGCACCCUGACGUCGGCGCUCCCCCAGAUCAACUUCUCAGCGUACUUUUCGACGUUCACGCCGCGGAACUAUCCCUCAAAUGUCAUCUUGACGUCUACAACUUACGCUGCCUCGCUUUCUGGCAUUUUGAAUGAGACGUCUUCGGAGACUGUUGAGGCUUACUUAGUCACGCGCGCAGGGUUGGCGCUGGCUCCUCUCCUAAGCCUCGAGACAGAGGCGUGGAAGGCAGUGCGCAGCCUCGAGGAGCGGCUGAAGGGCCUGAAGAAGGGUGCUGUCGGCGAUCGUGCAGAGUUCUGUACAACUCAGGUGGAAGAAGCAAUGGGCUUUGCCACUGGCCGUUACUUUGUCAAUGAGACAUUUGCUGGCGACUCCAAGGAAAAGGGCACGAGAAUAAUUAAUGACAUCGUCAAGACAUUCAAAAGCUCACUGUCACAUAUCAGAUGGAUGGACGAAAAGAGUGCUCAUGCCGCGGCAGAGAAGGCUGACGCGAUCCGCGUGAAAGUGGGCUAUCCGCUCUCCCCGAAUACUGAGGACCCUCGAUCGAUCGCCAUCUACUAUGAUCGCGUCACAGUGCACGAAGGUCGCUUCUUCGACACUAUAAUUACCACAAGUGCGAACGAUGAAUACUGGAAGUGGCAGAAGCUCGGCAAACAACGAGAUCCCGAGACAUGGGAGAUGUUUGCAUCUACGGUCAAUGCUUACUACAACCCUCCUGCCAACGAGAUCGUUUUCCCGGCAGGCAUUUUGCAGCCUCCUUUCUUCUCUCAAGCCUGGCCCGGAUACAUGUCCUUUGGCUCAUUCGGAAUGGUUGCUGCUCAUGAGCUGACGCACGCCUUCGACUCUGCUGGCAGGCUCUAUAACCAGCAGGGUAAGCUUGAGGAGUGGUGGACGAAUGCUACAAGCGAGGGCUUCCGGAAGAGGCAAGAGUGUAUUGUUAAGCAAUAUUCUGAAUACACCAUCGAUGACGGCAAAGGCGGGAAGAUCCAUAUCAAUGGCAACCUGACAUCUGGUGAGAACAUUGGCGACACGGGUGUCAUCCAGGCCUAUCGGGCAUGGAAGGCGCAGUACGACUCCGGGCUAGAGAAGGGCACUGAACAAUUGCUGCCGGGAUUGAACUUCACCAGGGAGCAACUCUUCUUUAUUUCUUUCGCCAGGGGUUGGGCGCGGAAUAUCAAAACUGAGUCUGCUGUUGCUCGUAUACGCACAGAUCCUCACUCACCCAAUCAUUACCGAGUAGAUGGCACCGUGUACAACGUUCCUGAAUUUGCAGAAGCGUUCAAGUGUUCUGCGAACGCAAAGCUGAACCCGCCGCAGGAGAAGAGAUGCUUGUUCUGGUGAGGGAGGAUUCCCGCCGCUUUCUGUUGUCGAGUUAUUUGUACUACUCUUGUAUCUAUUGCCGUAACAUCAUACGGGCUAUGUACGAGCAGC
Messenger RNA from Laetiporus sulphureus 93-53, 3073 nucleotides. RefSeq names its product zincin. Lineage: Eukaryota; Fungi; Basidiomycota; Agaricomycetes; Polyporales; Laetiporaceae. Gene Ontology annotation, biological process: protein processing. Gene Ontology annotation, cellular component: plasma membrane. The record is from RefSeq and is a predicted model, not a curated record. Gene Ontology annotation, molecular function: metalloendopeptidase activity. The transcript has 19 exons. The coding region runs from base 182 to 2983 and encodes 933 amino acids.